Messenger RNA from Trichoderma aggressivum f. europaeum, 759 nucleotides. RefSeq lists its product as uncharacterized. Lineage: Eukaryota; Fungi; Ascomycota; Sordariomycetes; Hypocreales; Hypocreaceae. Bases 1 to 759 code for a protein of 252 amino acids. Gene Ontology annotation, cellular component: cytoplasm. The record is from RefSeq and is a predicted model, not a curated record. The transcript has 3 exons.
AUGGCUGACAAAAAGGCCCUCAUCGUGGCCCUCUCCGGCUGCUCCUCCAGCGGCAAGACAACCCUCGCCCGCCUCCUCCGCGACAUCUUCCCCAACACUUUCAUCCUGCACGAAGACGACUUUUACAGGCCCGAGACUGAACUCCCCAUGAAACAAGGCCUCCUCGACUGGGACUGUCCCGAAUCCAUCGACAUCCCCGCCAUGGCCUCCGCCCUCUCUUACAUCCGCCAACACGCCGCUUUUCCCCCAACCCUCGACUCCUACCAAGACAAAAACUCCGUCGGCCAAAACCCCAUCCCACAAUCCACAAUCUCCGCCCUCAAAUCAAAAGUAUCCUCCCACCUCUCCGCAACAAACCACCCCCUAACCACCUCCGCCCUCCACCUCUGCUUCCUCGACGGCUUCCUCCUCUACCCGCCCUCCAUGGCCGCCAUCCAGCCCCAUCUCGACGUCAAAGUCUUCCUCCGCGCUUCCUACCAGCAGGCAAAGGCCCGUCGCGAGGCCCGAGACGGCUACGUCACGCUCGAGGGCUUCUGGGCCGAUCCCCCGGGCUACGUCGACAAGAUCGUCUGGCCGAAUUACGUGGCUGAGCAUUCUUGGAUGUUUGAGGCUGGGGAUGUGGAGGGUGAGUAUAAGACUGAUGUGCUUGAGCGGGAGACGAUCAGGGUGCCGGAUGGAGGGCCCUUGGAUGGCGACAUGGAUACGAUUUUGGCGUGGCUGGUAGAUCUGAUACUACAAGAGUUGGACAAGCACGCUUAG